AUGUCCGCCAAGCAGGUGCGCCGCGCGAACGUUCGAUCCCCGCUCCCGAAACCGCCGACCCACCCGUCGGUCGGCACCGACGACGUUCACGCUAACAACCGAUUGCCCCCGCAUUUCCCAACCCCGAAGGCCGCGAGGGUGUUCCUGGAGCGUAGCCCGUACGUGUCGUGGCGAGCGCAGAGGCCGGUGUUCGCGCACCCCGCGUUCAACGGCGUGAUCCACCCCGACCUGCCCGUCUGGGCCGGCGAACCCGGCAUCCCCGAGCCCGCCGUCGGGUCAGACGCGGCGACGCCGAGGAUAUCGCGACUCGCCAAGACGGAGGUGGACAUCCUGCCGGAUUUCCACGUCCAGACCGUCGCGGCGUCGAGGUGCAGGUCCGCCGCGGAGGCGAGGCAGCGCAUCGCCGCGGCGUCCGACGCGGGCGCCAGCGCCAUACUCAUGGUCACCGGCGACGCGCCCGACGCCGCGAGGGGGGCCCGGACGACUCGCUCGGCGUGGGACUCGACAAAGUUGCUGAGGGAAGCGUUCGCCAUGCGCGAACGGGGCGAGGUUCACGAGGACGUGACGCUGGCGUGCGUCGCCAACCCCUCGCUCGAGGGCGCCGCCAGGGACCCGACCGCGCGGUUGCGCGCCAAGCUGGACGCCGGCGCCGAGAUGGUGGUGACUCAACCCGCACAGCUGGCGCCGGCCGUGCACCGCGCGUGGUGGGACGCGGUGCGAUCGGAAUCGCUCCAUCGCGAGUGCGACGUCGUCUUUGGCGUGACGUACCUCGCGAGUCACCGAUCGGUUCGGCGUUGGCAGAGGCUCUGCGGCUUGUCGGGCGAUGCGAGUAGCGACGCGACGGAGGAGGCGGAGGAGACCGCGCGGUUGUGGGAGGAGAUGGAGCGGAGCAUGGACGCGACGACGUUUGAAAGAUGGCGCGACGAGCGGUUGGAUCUCGCCGUCGCCGCCGCCCUCGCCGACGUCGACGCGAGGGGCGUGCACGUGAUGCCGGUGACGGAGGAAGGGUACGCGGGGGUGGGACGGGUCGCGGACGCCAUCGGGGCGCUGGCGGCGCGGGCCCGGUGA
Micromonas commoda is the source of this 1068-nucleotide messenger RNA. RefSeq lists its product with no specific name. The record is from RefSeq and is a predicted model, not a curated record. Lineage: Eukaryota; Viridiplantae; Chlorophyta; Mamiellophyceae; Mamiellales; Mamiellaceae. Gene Ontology annotation, molecular function: methylenetetrahydrofolate reductase [NAD(P)H] activity. The transcript has a single exon. Gene Ontology annotation, biological process: L-methionine metabolic process. Bases 1 to 1068 code for a protein of 355 amino acids.